UUCGCCCUGUGCACGUUUCGUUUCUCGUAGAUAAGAGACUAACGGUAAUGUAAAAGACUCGAUAGAUUAUAUUCGUCGCGUUAUAAAAGAUUUGCAAGUCGAGUGUAUCAUUCGAACAGAUUCGACCGAUCGCGUGGAAUACGAGUAGGCGAGGACCGGGCAUUUGGCGAGAAGUGCGCCGCUAGUUCGUUGCCGCGGCCAUUACGCUGAGCGGUCGAGGGCGAGCAUCUCGCGACGUAAUCGCAUCCGCUUAAUUCGCGUUACUUAUCUUCCUGUUCAUCGUGACUUAUCUUCCUGUUCGUUGCUGGAGUUUGUGUAAACCUAUUGGAAAACAGGUAACUAGAGCGUCGACAUGGGUAAGGAGAAGAUUCAUAUUAACAUCGUUGUGAUCGGCCACGUCGAUUCGGGCAAAUCGACCACCACUGGUCAUUUGAUCUACAAAUGCGGCGGUAUCGACAAACGUACGAUCGAGAAGUUCGAGAAGGAGGCUCAGGAGAUGGGCAAAGGUUCGUUCAAGUACGCCUGGGUGUUGGACAAGCUGAAAGCUGAACGCGAGCGCGGUAUCACGAUCGAUAUCGCCCUCUGGAAAUUCGAGACGGCAAAAUACUACGUGACGAUCAUCGACGCUCCCGGUCAUCGUGAUUUCAUCAAAAACAUGAUCACCGGGACGAGUCAAGCCGAUUGCGCCGUGUUGAUAGUCGCGGCUGGUAUCGGUGAAUUCGAAGCUGGCAUCUCGAAGAACGGACAGACGCGCGAACACGCUCUGCUGGCGUUCACCUUGGGCGUAAAGCAGCUGAUCGUCGGUGUGAACAAGAUGGACAUGACCGAUCCGCCGUAUUCGGAAGCUCGUUUCGAGGAAAUUAAGAAAGAGGUAUCGUCGUACAUCAAGAAGAUCGGUUACAACACCGCUUCCGUGGCGUUCGUGCCGAUUUCUGGUUGGCACGGUGACAACAUGCUGGAACCAUCGCCGAACACGCCGUGGUACAAGGGGUGGAAAGUGGAGCGUAAAGAUGGUAACGCCGACGGAAAGACCCUGAUCGAAGCCCUUGACGCUAUAUUGCCGCCGUCCAGACCCACCGACAAGGCUCUUCGUUUACCGCUUCAGGACGUGUACAAGAUCGGUGGUAUCGGUACUGUACCGGUCGGUCGUGUGGAGACCGGUAUUCUGAAACCAGGAAUGCUGGUAACAUUCGCUCCAGCAGCGUUGACCACCGAAGUGAAAUCGGUGGAGAUGCACCACGAGGCGUUGACAGAGGCAUUGCCUGGCGACAAUGUCGGUUUUAACGUAAAGAACAUCUCCGUGAAAGAGUUGAGACGUGGCUACGUGGCAGGUGAUUCGAAAAAUCAACCGCCGCGAGGGGCUGCCGAUUUCACCGCUCAAGUAAUCGUCCUGAAUCAUCCCGGGCAGAUCAGCAACGGUUACACGCCGGUGCUCGACUGCCACACUGCUCAUAUCGCCUGCAAAUUCGCGGAGAUUAAAGAGAAAUGCGACCGUCGUACCGGCAAGACUACCGAAGAGAAUCCGAAAAGCAUCAAAAGCGGGGACGCUGCGAUCGUGAUGUUGCAGCCGACUAAACCGAUGUGCGUCGAAGCUUUCCAGGAGUUCCCGCCGCUGGGACGUUUCGCUGUUCGCGACAUGCGUCAGACUGUCGCUGUGGGCGUCAUAAAGAGUGUCACCUUUAAAGAUACCCAGGGCAAGGUCACAAAAGCCGCGGAGAAAGCCCAGAAGAAAAAGUAACCAUCAAGCUUCCUCGGAAGCUCGCAGUCCGCGGGCUGGUGCCCGACGAGCGUCUCCUCCGCGAGGGGAUCCUCCGAUAGGAUGCAGUGCGCCGCGGCUGCUUCAUUCAACUCAUACUCGACUAAUAAUAAUAAUACAAAAAGUGAAAA
Molecule: messenger RNA, 1887 nt
Organism: Bombus pyrosoma
Lineage: Eukaryota; Metazoa; Arthropoda; Insecta; Hymenoptera; Apidae
Gene: Ef-1a-f1
Product: elongation factor 1-alpha
Exons: 4
Coding region: 353-1738 (461 amino acids)
Biological process (GO): translational elongation; translation
Molecular function (GO): translation elongation factor activity; GTPase activity; GTP binding
Source: RefSeq, a predicted model, not a curated record